AUGAGUGUCAAAGAAGUUACCCUCAAGCCCUUCACCGACCAGAAGCCCGGAACCUCCGGGCUACGAAAAAAGGUCACUGUCUUCCAGCAACCUCACUACAGCGAAUCCUUCGUAACAAGCAUCCUCCUCUCGAUCCCAGAAGGCGUGCAAGGCAGCUUUUUGGUCAUUGGCGGUGAUGGACGGUACUGGAAUCCGGAGGUCGUUCAGUUGAUCGCCAAGAUUGGAGCUGCCUACGGGGUCAAGAAGCUGCUAAUCGGCCAGAAUGGUAUCCUGAGUACGCCUGCAGCUAGCCAUGUUAUUAGGAAGCGCAAGGCUACUGGCGGUAUUCUGCUGACUGCUAGCCACAAUGCUGGAGGUCCUAAGGCAGAUUUCGGCAUCAAAUACAACCUCUCGAAUGGUGGCCCAGCUCCUGAAUCCGUUACGAACAGCAUGUUUGAGAAAUCCAAGACGCUGACCUCCUAUAAGAUUGCUGAUCUUCCCGAUAUUGACAUCGCCAACAUUGGCACAAAGACCUAUGGCUCCCUAGAGGUCGAGAUCAUUGAUUCGGUUGCGGACUACAUGGAGAUGCUGAAGGAUAUCUUUGACUUCGCCCUGAUCAAGAAGUUCUUCCAGCACCACAAAGACUUCAAGGUCUUGUUCGAUGCUCUCCAUGGCGUCACCGGGCCAUACGGCAAGGCCAUCUUCGAACAGGAGCUUGGUCUCCCAAGUUCGAGCACGCAAAACUGCAUUCCCUCGCCAGACUUCAAUGGCGGCCAUCCCGACCCUAACCUCACCUAUGCCCACUCCUUGGUCGAGGCUGUGGAUAAGGGAGGCAUCCACUUCGGAGCUGCUAGUGACGGAGAUGGAGAUCGAAACAUGAUCUAUGGUGCCAAUGCUUUUGUUUCUCCUGGAGACAGCUUAGCUAUCAUCGCCCAUCACGCCAAACUCAUUCCCUACUUCAAGAAGCAAGGUGUCUAUGGCCUAGCCCGCAGCAUGCCAACCUCUGGUGCGGUCGACCUCGUCGCCAAAGCCCAAGGACUGAGCUGCUACGAAGUCCCCACCGGAUGGAAAUUCUUCUGUGCUCUUUUCGACGCCGAUAAACUCUCCAUCUGCGGCGAAGAAUCUUUCGGCACCGGAAGCAACCAUAUCCGCGAGAAGGACGGACUCUGGGCCGUCGUUGCAUGGCUGAAUAUCAUUGCGGGUAUUGGUGAAGCUCAUCCUGACGUGACGCCCAGCAUUUCCAAGAUCCAGCAUGAUUUCUGGACUACGUACGGACGUACGUUCUUCACGAGAUAUGAUUAUGAGAAUGUGGAUAGCGAGGGCGCUGCGAAGGUUGUUAAGGGGUUGCAGGAGAAGAUUGCUGAUAAAUCGUUUAUUAAUUCGACAGUCGGCGACCGCACAGUGAAAGAUGCAGGAGACUUCUCCUACACGGACCUCGAUGGCAGUGUGUCCUCCAACCAAGGCCUAUACGUCAAGUUCUCCGACGGCUCACGUAUUGUCCUCCGUCUAUCCGGAACCGGUAGCUCGGGCGCUACGAUCCGGCUUUAUAUUGAGAAGCAUACCGGCGACAAGAGUACCUAUGAGCAAGAUGCUCAGGACUACUUGAAGCCGGAUAUUCAGCUCGCUACGGAUUUGCUGAAGUUCCAGGAACAUAUUGGCCGGACGCAGCCGGAUGUUAAGACGUAA
Venustampulla echinocandica is the source of this 1665-nucleotide messenger RNA. RefSeq names its product Phosphoglucomutase-like protein. The record is from RefSeq and is a predicted model, not a curated record. Gene Ontology annotation, cellular component: cytosol. NCBI's taxonomy places the organism in Eukaryota, Fungi, Ascomycota, Leotiomycetes, Helotiales, Pleuroascaceae. The coding region runs from base 1 to 1665 and encodes 554 amino acids. Gene Ontology annotation, biological process: carbohydrate metabolic process. The transcript has 4 exons. Gene Ontology annotation, molecular function: phosphoglucomutase activity.